AUGAGCGGCUUACAAGACGACAAGUACGCGCCUCACGCGACGAUUCCAAUCUGCGAGGAGAAGGACGUCGAGAUCAUUAUCACCCACAACAUUGGGGACUUGACAGACUCUGAGAAAGAUGUCCCAACAUCAGGAGUCAUGUCUAGUCAAGGUUUCCAAACCGACGAUGAGUCCAGCAGCAUUAGCAGCGGGCCAGAGAAGCAGGGCAUGUCCAAGGCCCGUAGCAUCGCUCUUGUCACCACCGUCAGCGGCGCAAGCUUCAUGAACACUCUAUCAGUACAGGCCGUGGUCAUCAUUCUCCCCACGAUCGGUCGAGACAUUGGCAUCCCAGAGUCACGUCUCCAAUGGAUUGUCUCAGCCUACUCUCUCACCUUCGGGUGCUUUCUCCUCCUCUGGGGCCGUAUCGCCGACAUCUACGACAAGCGUAUCAUCUUCAUUGCGGGAACUGCCUGGCUCGCCGUCAUGACCAUUGCCAACCCAUUCAUCCCUAACGAGAUCGCCUUCAACGUCUUCCGCGGCUUACAAGGUCUGGGCGCCGCCGCCAACGUACCAACAGCUAUCGGAAUCCUUGGAACAACAUUCCCUCCCGGAAGGGCAAAGACGUAUGCUUUCGUCGCCUACGGAGCUGGUGUGCCCCUAGGAAGCACCUUUGGCACCAUUCUCUCUGGCUUCAUCGCCGAGUAUGCCAACUGGAAGUGGGUGUUUGGCGUCAUGGCUAUCCUCGCAGGCCUAGUUGCAGUCGCGGGCGUCUUCUUCAUCCCUCCAGUCGUACCCAUGUUGCCAGAGAAGGGUGCCAGCGUAAGAAAAUCCGUCGACUGGAUCGGUGGUGGUUUGAUUACCGUCGGCCUUCUCGCUCUCAUGUUGGCUCUGACCGAGGGCAACGUGGUUGGCUGGAGAACGCCUUGGAUCUCGGUCCUGAUUGUCGUCUCUUUCAUCAUUAUGGGCGUCUUCUGGUUCUGGCAGCGUUACCUCGAGUUCAAGACAGAUCGCCUACCCCUCAUGAAGACUUCCAUCUUCCACAGCGGCAAGUUCUGCGCCGCGCUCGCCAUCAUGGCCAUGUUCUUCGCCUCAUUCAACAACUUUCUCAUCUUUGCAACCUAUUUUUACCAGGACUACCAGGCUAGGUCCAUCCUCACGACAACGCUCUACUUUCUUCCUACCGGUAUCGGUGGGAUCAUGGUGGCCUGGGCUGCUGCGCUCCUCAUCUCACGUGUGCCUACUUACAUCCUCCUCGUAUGCGGCAACGUCUCAGUCUCCAUCGCGUGUUUGCUCUUCGCAGCACCAAUCCCUACGAGCACAUCAUACUUCGCCUAUGGACUACCUGCUAUGAUCCUGUCAGUCAUCGGCGCGGAUAUGGCAUGGCCUACCCUGAUCUUGUUUGUCUCAAAGGCCCUGCCCCAAGAGGAUCAAGCUCUUGGCGGCGCGCUGGUCAACUCUGUGGGUCAAGUUGGCCGGUCUAUCGGCCUGGCCAUCUCCACAGCCGUCCAGACAGCCAUCAUGGCAAAGGCCAGGGGUGUAUCGGUUGAGGAAGCGGGCCCGAUGUUGGAGUGGGACCAGCCGUCGUUGGACGGGCUACGGGCCGCCAACUGGAUGAACUUUGCGCUCGGCAUCACUUCUCUUACGAUUGUGAUAGUAUUCUUCCGCAGCUCAGAGAUCGUCGGCAGGGCCGAGCCCUCUACGGCUGGAAAGUCAGAGGCUGAGGCUGCCGUCGCGAAUGGGAAUGAUGCGAACAUCGAGAAGAGAUAG
Molecule: messenger RNA, 1746 nt
Organism: Colletotrichum orchidophilum
Lineage: Eukaryota; Fungi; Ascomycota; Sordariomycetes; Glomerellales; Glomerellaceae
Product: major facilitator superfamily transporter
Exons: 2
Coding region: 1-1746 (581 amino acids)
Biological process (GO): transmembrane transport
Cellular component (GO): membrane
Molecular function (GO): transmembrane transporter activity
Source: RefSeq, a predicted model, not a curated record